UGGUAGUUGUUGCUGCUGCUGCUACGGUGCAUAAGCAAUUGCAUAAUUUGAUUGCGAUUUGUUUUACGAGGUUGGCAGCGUUAAUUAAGUGUGCGAGCGUAGAACAAGAAGAAGAAGAGUAUGUAGAACGGUGCUGGGGGUGCGUUUUUGGGGGAAUUACCUUCUGCAAGUUUUUGGUGUAGAAUGUGACACAUCGCGGAUGGGCCAAUCGGGGGGGUCGUGACAAAGAGAACGGCCAAUGGUGAUGGUCGUUAGAAAGGACGAUCGCAGCGCACACAGUUUUGUCAUUAUUUAUUAUUAUUAUUAUUGUUUUUAUUUUUUCUUUCUGUUGUUUUCGCAUGUAUUAUCCUGCGUGUGCUGGAGGUGGUGUGUUGUGACGUGAGAUAGAAAGAGAGAGAGAGAGGACGUCGAUCUUCAACUUUUUCAGAAGAGCUGCGGUGGUAAUAUAUAAUCGCGACAACAGCAGCGGAUUGUUGUGAAACGAUGAGUACCAUUUUGUAAUGGGAAUCCAAUUAGGUUUCGGGUGGACGUGACUUUCUCUAAUGGAGCAACAGUAGGAAGAGGUUCACUGCUGCUGUUGUUGUGGUGGUGGAUUGUGUGUGUGUAGUGGUAGUAUGGCCAACAGGAGGGCACUUCUGACUGCCUCCAUGGAGCCCCUGCCUAGCUCGAGUGAUCCGCUUAGAGAUCUGUUCGAGGCCUGCAAAACUGGAGACAUCGCCAGGGUGAGGAAGCUGAUCACACCGCAGACAGUCAAUGCCAGGGACACAGCUGGUAGGAAAUCAACCCCAUUGCAUUUUGCAGCAGGAUAUGGGAGAAAGGAUGUAGUUGAAUUUCUGCUAUCGACUGGGGCUUCCAUACAGGCCAGAGAUGAUGGGGGAUUGCAUCCGUUGCACAACGCCUGCUCUUUUGGACAUGCGGACGUGGUGCGUCUGCUUCUGGAAGCCGGAGCAAACCCAAACACUAGGGACAACUGGAAUUACACGCCGCUGCACGAGGCUGCGAUCAAAGGGAAGAUCGACGUUUGCAUUGCUCUGCUGCAGCACGGGGCAGAUGUGAACGUCCGCAACACCGAGGGAAAGACCGCUCUGGAAUUGGCCGAUUCGUCGACGCAACCCGUACUGACAGGGGAGUAUCACAAGGAUGAGCUGCUGGAGGCCGCACGAUCCGGAGCAGAGGAUAGACUGCUGGGGUUGCUCACACCGUUGAACGUUAAUUGUCAUGCGAGCGAUGGAAGGAGAUCGACCCCGUUGCAUUUGGCCGCCGGAUACAAUAGGAAUCGGGUCGUUCAAAUCUUGCUGCAGAACGGGGCGGACGUCCAUGCGAAAGACAAAGGGGGAUUGGUCCCGCUGCACAAUGCUUGUUCUUACGGUCACUUCGAGGUGACCGAAAUGCUGAUUAAGCAUGGAGCCAAUGUGAACGCAAACGACUUGUGGGCCUUUACACCACUUCACGAAGCCGCCUCCAAAUCUCGCGUGGAGGUGUGCUCUUUACUGUUAAGCGAGGGGGCUGACCCCACCCAACUGAACUGCCAUUCAAAGUCUGCAAUAGAUGUGGCCCCGACCAGGGAGCUGCAAGAGCGCCUAGCUUAUGAAUAUAAAGGUCACUGCCUUCUGGAAGCCGCCCGACACUCGGACACGGCAAAGAUAAAAAAGUACUUGGGACAACAGGACGUGAUGAACUUCAAGCAUCCGUACACCGGAGAUACGGCACUACACGUGUGCAUAACGUCGAUGUAUCCGAAGAAGAAGCAGCUAAUGGAGCUGUUGAUUCGGAAGGGAGUCGGUCUAAAUGAGAAGAACAAAGAGUUCCUGACUGCGCUGCACGUCGCUGCUGACCAUUCCCAUUACGAUCUCAUGGACUACCUGCUGCGACACGGUGCCAAGGUGAACGCUCUGGACGGCCUCGGACAGACGGCGUUGCAUAGGUGCGCUCGCGACGAUAACGUGCAGGCUUGUCGUAUUCUGAUGUCGUACAGCGUCGACCCGACCAUCGUCAGCCUGCAGGGAUACACGGCCGCCCAGGUGGCUUCCGAGAACGUGCUGAAGAUCCUGCAGGAUCCGCCGACGGGAAGCGCGGACGUCGAAUGCCAGCUGCUCGACGCCGCAAAGUCUGGAGACCUGGAGCAGGUGCAGCGGCUGCUCGGUUCGUUCCCGCACAUCGUCAAUUGUCGCGAUCUCGAUGGGAGACAUUCCACGCCGCUGCACUUUGCUUCCGGAUACAACAGGGUCUCUGUUGUCGAAUACCUUCUGCAAUUGGGUGCGGACGUUCACGCGAAGGACAAGGGCGGUCUGGUUCCGUUGCACAACGCUUGUUCGUACGGACACUACGAAGUCACCGAGCUGCUCGUCAAGCACGGGGCGAGCGUCAACGUCGCCGAUCUGUGGAAGUUCACGCCUUUGCACGAGGCCGCUGCCAAAGGGAAAUACGAAAUCGUUAAACUUUUAUUGAAGCACGGAGCAGAUCCUGGGAAGAAGAAUCGCGAUGGAGCGACUCCGUUGGAUCUGGUCAGAGAUGGGGAUCAGGACGUCGCGGAUAUGUUGCGUGGGAACGCGGCACUUUUGGAUGCAGCCAAGAAGGGAAAUCUGUUGCGUGUGCAGAGAUUGGUGACGGCGGAUAACAUCAAUUGCAGGGACGCGCAGGGUCGCAAUUCGACACCGCUUCAUCUGGCCGCCGGCUACAAUAACGUGGAAGUUGCCGAGUUCCUGCUGGAUCACGGGGCCGACGUCAAUGCGCAGGAUAAGGGCGGUCUGAUUCCGUUGCACAACGCCUCCAGUUACGGCCAUCUGGACAUCGCCGCUCUCCUCAUCAAAUUCAACACCGUGGUGAACGCCACCGAUAAAUGGGGAUUCACGCCGCUGCACGAGGCCGCCCAGAAGGGACGCACUCAAUUGUGCGCCCUUCUGCUCGCUCACGGUGCAGAUCCGUAUCUGAAGAACCAGGAGGGACAGGCGCCCGUGGAUUUGGCGUCAGCUGAGGACGUGAGAUGCCUGCUGCAGGAUGCGAUGGCGUCGCAGCAAGGCGUCCCGACGGCGCUCGGACCGAUCAGCACUCCGGCUGCAAUGCCGACUCCACCGUUGAACACGACGGAAACGGUGGUUAUGCCGUCUGGGGCUUCGAUGAUACUCUCAGUGCCAGUCGCCUCGUCCAGAGGAAGCAUGGCGAUGUCCGUUGCGGAGGGUUGCUGUUCUUCGCCGAUGAAGAUCGACGGUGGAUCGGAGGGAUCUUCCGCAGUUGGUGCUGGCGGUGGAAUAGUCAACAUCGGUUCAUUCUUGGCCAGCCUCAGCUUGGAGCAUCUGCUCGAUCUAUUUGAGCGAGAGCAGAUCACGCUCGACAUCCUUGCGGAGAUGGGGCACGAGGACCUUAAGCAGAUCGGCAUCACCGCGUACGGAUUCCGGCAUAAACUCAUCAAGGGCAUGGAGCGAUUGGUGAGCAGCUGCGGCGGAAUGUGGACGACACCCUCGAAUCCGGGCACGCUGCUCGUCGAUCUUCUCAUCGACGACAAAGAAUUUGUGGCCGUCGAGGAGGAGAUGCAGAACAGCAUCAGGGAGCACAGAGACAACGGACACGCCGGAGGCAUAUUCUCUCGCUACAACAUCGUCAGGAUACAAAAAGUACAAAAUAGGAAGCUGUGGGAACGAUACACGCAUAGGAGACAAGAGGUGGCCGAAGAGAACACCAAUCAGAGCAACGAGAGGAUGCUUUUCCAUGGAUCACCGUUCAUCAACGCGAUCGUCCAGAAGGGUUUCGAUGAGAGGCACGCUUACAUCGGCGGAAUGUUCGGUGCGGGCAUCUACUUUGCCGAGCACUCCUCCAAGAGCAACCAAUACGUGUACGGCAUCGGUGGAGGCACCGGUUGCCCCCUUCACAAGGACAGAUCUUGUUACCUCUGCCACAGACAUCUGCUGCUGUGCCGCGUGACGCUCGGCAAAUCGUUCCUGCAGUUCAGCGCGAUGAAGAUGGCUCACGCACCGCCCGGCCAUCAUUCCGUUGCCGGACGUCCGUCCGCCGGCGGUCUCAACUUCCCCGAGUACGUGGUGUACAGAGGGGAGCAGGCGUAUCCCGAGUACUUCAUUACCUAUCAGAUCGUGAAGCCCGAGGAUUGCGCGAGCAGCACCGACUCGGACGUCAGAUGAUUCGGCCGGGAGCACCAGGAGGCCACCGCGAGCACUGCUCCCUGGUGCGGCGUCCUCUGCGUCGUCUUCCGAUGUCUCGCCCCGGCCAGAUCUACCUGCACGUGCAACCAGAAGAAGCGUCUCAAGUUUGUAGCGUAACAAAAAAAAAACCGUCUCUACAUAUAGAGUGAACAAGUGCGUGAGAUUAUUUGACAAGUUGAUUGACGAUCGAUUAUUAAUAUUGAUGAUGACUGUACUAUGUAGUAAAUAGGAAGAUAUUCCCGACGACGAUGUUAGAUGGAUCUGCGUUAUUCUCUUCUCGUCUUCUCUCUUUAUUUUUUUCAUCACUUCGUAUAGUGAUUUACUAAAUAUGUGAUAUCUGUUGUGUAAAAAGAUAGAAAGAAACAAAAAAAAAACAAAACAAAAAUAUGAUUAUAAUAAUAAUUAUUAUUAUUAUAUGACGCAUCGAAUGUAUUCUUCUAUGCGUGUCGUGCACUUAAUUAUAUAUAUAUGUAUUCAUUACUUAACGACUAUCGAUAAAAAUCUCGGUGUGCGGUUGUUCUAUAUUAUGUUUCACAUCCCUUUAUUAUCUCACACUUAUUCAUUCAUUCGUAUAUAUUUAUA
This is a messenger RNA of Nicrophorus vespilloides, 4736 nucleotides long. Its product is annotated as tankyrase. NCBI's taxonomy places the organism in Eukaryota, Metazoa, Arthropoda, Insecta, Coleoptera, Silphidae. The record is from RefSeq and is a predicted model, not a curated record. The transcript has 6 exons. Bases 615 to 4133 code for a protein of 1172 amino acids. Gene Ontology annotation, molecular function: NAD+ poly-ADP-ribosyltransferase activity; protein binding.